Nymphalis io (European peacock) is the source of this 1002-nucleotide messenger RNA. RefSeq lists its product as uncharacterized. The record is from RefSeq and is a predicted model, not a curated record. The transcript is spliced from 2 exons. Gene Ontology annotation, biological process: regulation of transcription by RNA polymerase II. Gene Ontology annotation, molecular function: DNA binding. Gene Ontology annotation, cellular component: transcription regulator complex; nucleus. NCBI's taxonomy places the organism in Eukaryota, Metazoa, Arthropoda, Insecta, Lepidoptera, Nymphalidae. Bases 56 to 793 code for a protein of 245 amino acids.
CGACCGCGGGACGACGUAUCUGAAGCUCGUGACGCGACGUUGCCACACCGCACCGAUGCUAUUUCACGACAAACUUGAUAUCAAACUAAUACGACUUGUCAGGGAGAAUCCGGUAUUGUACGAUCACAAUAAUGCUAAGUAUAUGGACUUUAAUAUGAGAGAGGUGACCUGGCAGAAAAUUGGCGACGAUCUGAAGAGAUCCGCCGCUGAUUGUAAAGUAAGAUGGAUUAACAUUCGAGAUGUAUACAGGCGAAUUUUAAGGAAAAACUUGGAACCAGGACAGCGUCCUAAAAUGUAUAAAUAUGAAAGUGAAGUUUCGUUUCUUCGGCCAUUUUACAAAGACGUGACGUUGCAAAAUGAAGAAUUUGAAUCAGACGAUCGAAGCAACGACCAAGGAAAUGACGAUCACGGGGACGACGAUGCUAACAACAGCGAUAAUUCAGACGUUCCCGAUAAAAAACCUAAAAUCAAAAGCUAUUAUAAGUCUAGUGUAAAGAAAAAGAAGAAGAGACGAAACUACGAGGAAGCUAUAGACCCAAUGAGCACGCCUACAUUGAACGACCCGGUUAGUCAAUCAGAAUUCGAUUCUACCGAUCCUGUGGACGCAUUCUUGCUAAGUAUCGGUGCGACGUUGAGAACAUUCUCGCCUUACCAUUUAAAUCUCGCAAAAAGCAAAAUAUUCUCAGUGGUUCAGGAACACGACCUUCAGCAAAUAGUCGAGAAAAACCAACAUAGUGAAACAACGCCACAUGAUAUCAAAAUCACUUCAUCAGAAUCAAUUUAUAUGCAGUAAUUGUAAUUAGAAAAAAGAGUAUAUACUUAUGUUUCGAAUAUUGUUAUGUGUGACUAUUGUUUUUGUAAAAAUUACAAAAUAACUCUUAAUUUGUGCAAUAUGGGUCAAAAAAAUCGAAUUGACAUUUCAAUGUGUUGAUUUUUAUUGAUUAAUGUCAACAAGUUACGUACGUAUUGUUUUAAGUAUAUUAAGUAUUGUUAAAUAAAAUA